AAGCAACUUUGCGAACAAUCAACGCUCUCUGAACCUAGUCUCGCUGCCUCUUCUUCAUACACCCUUUCUAUCUUGUUGUAACAACAAGCUAUUCAGAUAGCCACUGCUUAGGUCCAUUGCCCUUCUCCCGCUACAGGCUGCGACCUCUUUCGAACCUAACACCGCCACACCGACGUACCUGACCUCUGUGACACAUACGUCAACACGCUCCUCGAUAAAAAAGUCCCCUUACGCGGAGUACUGCUGCUUAGUGAGCAAGAGGAAUCUUACUCUCAGUCAAUAUGUUUGCGUCUAAGCGGUUGGGCAAGGAGCUAACAAAGAUGCACGGCAAGCUACCCCCGGGCAUAACACUUGUCAAAGCAGACGACUUUCAAACGUGGCUUAUGGACAUUCAAGUCAUCGACUCAAAUCCAAUAUACCAGGGCGAGACAUACAGGUUGAAGUUUAUCUUCAGUGGAAACUAUCCAAUCGAGGCACCCGAAGUUGUCUUCCUCAAAGACGACUCACACCCUAUACCCUGGCACCCACACAUUUACUCCAACGGCAUCAUCUGUCUCGACCUCCUCGACCGACAAGGAUGGUCACCGGUCCACAACGUCGAAAGUGUGUGUGUUAGCCUACAGAGUAUGCUCACGAGCAACACGAAGAAGGAGCGGCCGCAGGGAGACGAUAACUUUGUGAGGUACAACACGCAAAGGCCGAGAGACAUUAGCUUUGUAUUCCACGAUAAUCAGGUCUGAGGAGGGGCCGAGGAGGCUAGAAAAUGAGCGACUCAGCUACGGGGCAUUUGACUGUCAUGGUCGGUGUAUGGCGUUUGUUGGGACUAGACAUGAGUGCUUGUAGGGAGUAUGACUUUACGAUGGCGUUUCCAGAAAGAUAUACCCUAACUAUGACGUGGAAUUUCAAUUCUCCUCCGCGACAUUGCAUUGCCGCCCUGCUUCGUCUUGCUGCCUGGAGACC
Messenger RNA from Cucurbitaria berberidis CBS 394.84, 960 nucleotides. RefSeq names its product UBC-like protein. The record is from RefSeq and is a predicted model, not a curated record. The coding region runs from base 282 to 740 and encodes 152 amino acids. Lineage: Eukaryota; Fungi; Ascomycota; Dothideomycetes; Pleosporales; Cucurbitariaceae. The transcript is spliced from 4 exons.